AUGGCCUCCGAUUUCUCGGCUCUCGCUCCGCUCGUUCAGCAAAUACUUUCUGCUCCUGGGACAGACUUGCGCACGAUUAGCGCAAAGCGCGUCAGGCGGGAACUGUUGGCAUUGGAUCCGUCGCUUACACCCGAAUUCCUGAAAGAACACAAGAGGGAGGUGGAUGAUGUUAUAACGAGAGUGUUUGGUCAAGUUAGUGGUGGGAAUGAGGAUCAAGAAGCCGAGUCACACCGAAGUCAGUCUCCCUAUGAAGAGGAACUGGAAGAACACGUCAAGGAUGAGGAGGAAGCUGGUGAUGCAGACGACAAGGAAGUCAACAAGCCCAAAAAAGGUCGAAAAGGGAAGAAGAAUGGCAAGGAGAUGAGCGACGCAGAGCUUGCGCGACAAUUGUCCAGCGAAAUCAACGGUCGCUCAAGGCGAAGCGGUGUAGGGAAAGGUAGCGGCCGCGGGUCCUCUAAUAGUACUCCGAAGAAAGGAAAACGCAAGAGCGCUGCAACAGUCGAUUCUGAAGAUGACAGUGGUGAGGGGGGCGGUAAGAAGAAGAAGAAGAAAAAGUCCGGUAGUUCCAAUACUCCUGCGAAGGGGGGUUUCGCAAAAGAGUACUUGCUCAGUGCACCUUUGGCUACUCUUCUUCAGGUAGAAAAGCUCUCACGUCCGCAGGUGGUGAAACAGCUUUGGGUGUAUAUUAAGGGGAAUGAAUGUCAGAAUCCGCAAAACAAACGGGAAAUAAUAUGUGACGACAGUCUCAAGGCCGUCUUCAACACCGAUAAGAUCGACAUGUUCAAAAUGAAUAAGGUGUUGGGCUCACAUCUACACGAGAACGAGGGAUAG
This is a messenger RNA of Marasmius oreades (fairy-ring Marasmius), 831 nucleotides long. RefSeq lists its product as uncharacterized. Gene Ontology annotation, cellular component: nucleus; RNA polymerase I upstream activating factor complex. Lineage: Eukaryota; Fungi; Basidiomycota; Agaricomycetes; Agaricales; Marasmiaceae. Bases 1 to 831 code for a protein of 276 amino acids. Gene Ontology annotation, molecular function: RNA polymerase I cis-regulatory region sequence-specific DNA binding. Gene Ontology annotation, biological process: nucleolar large rRNA transcription by RNA polymerase I; transcription initiation at RNA polymerase I promoter. The transcript has 3 exons. The record is from RefSeq and is a predicted model, not a curated record.